AUGAGUUCCGAAUUAGUUUGGGCUAUCGUCAAGAACAACAACUCUUUCCUUGUCAAGCGUGACAAUGCUCAAUUCUCUGCUGAGCCCUCCAACUUGAUGAACCUCAACUCUUUCAAGUACUCUGGCAUUGCCAACUACAAGAAUGUCGCCAUUCAACCUGCUGCUCGUGGUGUUCGCGUCACUUUGCACAAGGCCAAGAAGGAGCAACUCCCCGCCAAGUCUACCAACACCGUUGUCAUCGCAAAGACUCGUCGUCAAACCGCCAAGUCUGUUGCCAACUUGAUUGCCCGUGCCACCAAGUACAGACCUGACCUCCGUGCUGCUGCUCUUGCCCGUGCCUCUGCUAUCAUCUCUUCCCAAAAGCCCGUCAAGGCUCAAAAGAAGCGUGAAGCUAAGGGUGUUCGUGCCAACAAGGCUUAGACUGGGUGUGGUGUAUAUGUGUGUGUAUAAAUAAAAACGACCUUUUUUUAUUUAUUCAGGCGCUCUUCAAGCGUUUUUAAUCUAUUUUCGAGUGUUUCAAUCUCUUUGUCAGAUUCGAUUCUGUAUUCUUGAAAUUCAUAAUGCUGCCAAAGUAAUUGCCAAGCUAGAUUCGUAGUGGAUGCCAGAACGAUGCAUCGGACAAGUGGUGUUCCAUAACGAUAAUAAAAUGAGUCUUUUGAUGAUGAAGUAGAGUAGGCUCGACGUACGACGUGUCGUGUUGUUGAAUUGAGGAUGAACAUUUGGUACAAACACACGCACAGGCAGAAGGGAU
Rhizopus microsporus ATCC 52813 is the source of this 751-nucleotide messenger RNA. Its product is annotated as 60S ribosomal protein L28-like protein. The record is from RefSeq and is a predicted model, not a curated record. The coding region runs from base 1 to 420 and encodes 139 amino acids. The transcript is spliced from 3 exons. Gene Ontology annotation, cellular component: cytosolic large ribosomal subunit; ribosome. Gene Ontology annotation, biological process: translation. Lineage: Eukaryota; Fungi; Mucoromycota; Mucoromycetes; Mucorales; Rhizopodaceae. Gene Ontology annotation, molecular function: structural constituent of ribosome.